AUGUCUGAUGCGGAGAGCUUCAGAACAAUAUUCCAUAACUUUGUCAAAGUUAGAGAAGUAGAGAUAAUUCCAUCAUGCUUCGAAGUUCAGAAAAUUGUGAAUGUUGUUAAAACAUUCACGAAGCGCUACCCAAAGGUUUCUAGCUCUAUCCUCAUUCAUGUACUCAAAAUGGAGUGUCAUCUCCAUGUGGCGCUUCAUCAGGCAAUAUUCAUUGGGAAUAAUACCAUUAGUGGAAACAUACCUAUUGAGAUCGGCCAGUUGCAGCUUCUACAUGGGUUGAGUUUUCGAAAAAACAACUUCUCCAGUAACAUUCCAGAGCAUAUAUCUAACCUCGAGAAUUUGGAGGCAUUGGAUCUCUCCAGGAAUCAGUUUACUGGAAAUAUCCCAUCAUCAUUUACAAAGCUUAAUUUUUUGGCAGUCUUUAAUGUCUCGUACAAUAAUCUUGAAGGAUCAAUACCAAGAGGCACUCAGCACCAAAGUUUCAAUGCUUCUGCAUUUGAAGGGAACCUAAAACUUUGUGGUCCACCACUUCCAAAUGAGUGUCCAGCAAACGAUGACAAUGAUAAUGCAGGUUACAGCCAAGACCAUACAGAGGAUGAGCAUGAAAAUCUAAUUUCAUGGUUCCACACUUCCAUCAUUCUCGGCUUCAUUGUAGGAUUUUGGGAAGUUUGUUGCCCUUUAGUGCUAAAAAAGAAGUGGAGAUAUGGAUAUUUCAAAUUCCUAAACAGAGCACAAGAUUUUCUCUACGUGAUCAUAAUUGAUUGUGUGUAUGGCAAGAGAAGGCUUAGAAGGUAG
Rosa chinensis is the source of this 795-nucleotide messenger RNA. RefSeq names its product receptor-like protein 8. The transcript is spliced from 2 exons. Lineage: Eukaryota; Viridiplantae; Streptophyta; Magnoliopsida; Rosales; Rosaceae. The coding region runs from base 1 to 795 and encodes 264 amino acids. The record is from RefSeq and is a predicted model, not a curated record. Gene Ontology annotation, molecular function: protein binding.